GGCGGUGGUGAGUUUUUUCCUGUUUCUGCAUCCUUGAUAAAGGGCGAUUGGCGGUCACGUCCACACAGUCUGUCUGUCCUGCCGCAGCCACUGCCACCCGCUCUCUCCCUCUCGCCUCUUUGUCCCCUACAACUCAACACCACCACCAACACCAGCCAUGAGUCAGGAGUGCCGCCCAACCAUCAGGACCCGCGUGCCCCUGCCGGUAGCGCAGGAGGCCGAGGUGCUGCGGAAGGCCAUGAAGGGGAUGGGCACAGACGAGGCCGCCAUCAUCAAGGUGCUGACCAGCUGCUCCAACAACCAGCGUCAGGUCCUCAUCCAGGAGUACAAGAGGGCCUUCGACAGGGACCUCAUCAAGGACCUGAAGAAGGAGCUGGCGGGUAACUUCGAGGAUGUGGUCUUGGCGCUCAUGACGCCCACCAGUGAGUUCCUGGCGACGGAGCUCAAGCACGCCCUCAACAGGAAGGACGGAGACUCCGUCGUGCAAAUCAUCUUCGCCAGUGAUCCUGCCAGAGUGAGCUCCAUCAAGGCGGCUUACGACAGCGCGAACGACGACAAGCUGGAGGAGGACUUUGACGACGAGAUGAAGGGUGUGUUCGAGGACGUGCUGAUUGCGACCGUGCUUAGCAAACGCGGGGAGGACUGCAGCGAGGAUGUGGCCGUGUCGGUGGCCCGGGCUAUCUACAAUGACGAUCACGGCGUGGACAAGGACGAGGUGGUAAAGGCCUUUUCCACCCUGUCCUUCAAGCAGCUGAGGCACGUGUUCCUGGAGUACUACAAGCUGGCCGGCAGGACCCUGGGCGAGGCAUUUGGUCUGGAGUUUAAGGGGAAAGAGAAGGCUAACAUGCAGGCCCUGUUCAAGUGCAUUGAGAACCGCAGUGGCUACUUGGCCGCUGCUCUGCGGGACUCGAUGGCCGGGCCGGGUACCAACGACCGUAACCUGAUCCGCCUGGUGGUGUCCCGUUCUGAGGUGGACCUGGGCAGCGUGAAGGACGAGUAUUUCAAGAUGUACAACAAGACCCUCGAGGGAGACAUCCAGCACGACACCUCCGGAGACUACAAGAAGGUGCUGCUGGCCCUCACGCAGUACAACUAUUAGUGCAGGACAGAAGGCUGGUGUCCCGUCCCGUUUAUGUGCAUGGAAGAUUACAGUAGAAAUAUACUUCCAUUCUCUCCACCUAAGUUUUAUCUUCUCCGAGUCUCAGUUUUUCCUUUUUCUCCUUCUAUUCAUAUCCUAUUUAGUUAGAACACACUUACUUUAGAAACUGUAGAGAAGAGCAAUGUUUACUUAAUAUGACUACGGUAACCCUUUGACUACUGACGCAUGUAUUUCACCGUCAGACAAUGUAUAUGAGGCUUCUGUUGCAACCCUAUGGAGGAUAUUUCUUGGAAGUUAAAAUGUCAUGUGUCAAUAGAUUCAUGCAUGUGUAAUUUGCAUGAAAGGAAAAAUAAAUCCAACUUCUCGUACUGCCAAAACGUGUUAAGUGCGUAGUUGAUUUUAUCUUUGAAUUGGACGGAAAGGUAAAUGAUAUAUCACGAGUACACGACUAACAAGAUAUAUUUUGAUGUCGAAUAAAUAAUAAUAAAAAAAUGAUAACAGUUACAAAGAGACAAACAA
This is a messenger RNA of Eriocheir sinensis (Chinese mitten crab), 1618 nucleotides long. Its product is annotated as annexin B9-like. Gene Ontology annotation, cellular component: cytoplasm. Lineage: Eukaryota; Metazoa; Arthropoda; Malacostraca; Decapoda; Varunidae. The record is from RefSeq and is a predicted model, not a curated record. Bases 158 to 1099 code for a protein of 313 amino acids. Gene Ontology annotation, molecular function: calcium ion binding; calcium-dependent phospholipid binding. The transcript has 7 exons.